This is a messenger RNA of Candoia aspera, 1069 nucleotides long. RefSeq names its product deoxyribonuclease-1-like. Gene Ontology annotation, molecular function: DNA binding; deoxyribonuclease I activity. Gene Ontology annotation, biological process: DNA catabolic process. The record is from RefSeq and is a predicted model, not a curated record. The transcript is spliced from 8 exons. Gene Ontology annotation, cellular component: nucleus. The coding region runs from base 24 to 872 and encodes 282 amino acids. Lineage: Eukaryota; Metazoa; Chordata; Lepidosauria; Squamata; Candoiidae.
UUCUCUUCCACAGGGCAAGGACCAUGAAGACCCACUUGCUGAUGCUCCUUGGAGUGGCCCCCCUCCUGCAGCUGACCUUCUCUUUGAGAAUUGGCGCUUUCAACAUCAGGGCCUUUGGGGACAAAAAGCUCUCCAACCAGACCAUCUCCAACUUCAUUGUCAGAAUACUGACUGCUUACGACCUCACCCUGAUCCAGGAAGUCCGAGACGCUGACCUGAGUGCAGUCAAGAAGCUGAUGAGCCAAAUCGGCUGGGCAUCGCCGGAUCCCUACAGCUACCUGGUUAGCAAACCUCUGGGGCGCAACAGCUACAAGGAGCGGUACCUCUUCGUUUACAGGCAGGACAGGGUCUCCCCAGUGGAGAGCUACUAUUAUGACGAUGGCUGUGAGCCCUGUGGCAACGACACCUUCAGCAGGGAGCCCUUCAUUGCCAAAUUUGCUGUCACCCAGACAGCAGUGGGAGAGCUGAUCCUGGUGCCCCUGCACGCGGCUCCCGAACAUGCGGUGGCCGAGAUUGAUUCUCUCUAUGAUGUCUACCUGGCGGUGAAAGACAAGUGGGGGGCCAUGGGUGCCCUCUUCCUGGGAGACUUCAAUGCUGGCUGCAACUACGUUCAUACCCAGGACUGGCCCACCAUCCGCCUGCGCACCAGCAAGGACUUCCAGUGGCUCAUACCAGACACAGCAGACACCACGGUGACGAACACGGCCUGUGCCUACGACAGGAUUGUGGCAGUGGGCACAAAGCUGAGAGAGAGCAUCCUGCCUGGAACAGCCAAGGUGGACAACUUCCAGAGGACCUUCAUCUUGAGCGCCGAGGAUGCCUUGGCUGUAAGUGACCAUUUUCCAGUGGAGGUGACGCUGAAAUCUGCCUAAGGCCCCCUCAGGCAUCUGGUGUGCCACAUAAAGCUUACAGCUCCACCCCAGCCAGUUCGGAGGCACUGCUCCGGUUGCCAGCAGUGGCUCCCUCCAGAGACACAGGAGACUGGCAAAACCUCAACAGGUUCCUUUCUGACAAAACAGCAGCAGACUCUUCAGUGUCUUUAAGUAAUAAAAGAUCAACUGUGUUCAAA